GGCAGGCAGUACAAUACAAGCUCUUGGACACAAAUCUACCUGGGAAUCUAUAUUCCUCUCACUGUGACCCACACCUGUUUUGGGACUUUUGGGACCUCCCUGUAGAAGCUUCGUCCUUAGCCAUGUCUCUGCCAGCACAAGCUCCUUCUAAUAAGAGGAAGGCCAACAGGAUCAUCACCGACCUGUCCAACAUUACCCAGGAUGAUGACGAGUCAGACCCCGAGGCCUCUGAGUUCGACCUGGGCACCAAGAUCAAGACGCCCAAGGACGUGAUGCUGGAGGAGCUCUCCCUGCUCAACAACAAGGGCUCCAAGAUGUUCAGGAUGAGGCAGCAGAGAGUCGAGAAGUUCAUUGUGACCAACGAGAACCAGCAGAACCUUGAGAACCUGCUGAUGUGCCCGCCUCCUGUCCCGCCAAAGCCGAAAGCAGAAGUGGUGGAGGAGCUGGUGGAUGAGGAGGCGGAGAGGAAGAAGAGGAAGGAGGAGUAUGUACGCACCUACGUAUCGCCAUGGGAGCGGGCCAUGAAGGGCAACGAGGAGCUGAUGGCCACCAUGAGGUCCCGCAUGCCGGGUCCCAUCCAGAUUCACGCCGAACUGCCUCUGUACAAGAGCUUCAACAGGAUGGCGCUGCCAUAUGGCGGAUUCGACAAGGUUUCCAAGACGCUGACCUUCGAACUCCCAGAGAUCAACAUGACCACCGAGGAGCCGGAGCCUCUGCCCAGCCUGCAGGCCGACAUCCGCUCGCGCCCCUCGUUCAACCGCACGCCCAUCGGCUGGAUCUGCAGCGAGGACCACUCGCACAUCCACAUGGACCUGGACAACAUCCCCUUCGACGGAGAGACGGAUGACCUGUGAACACGCAUGCACACUCGAGCAGAUUUACAAUACACGUCGCCUGAAACACACACACACACCAAAGUACGUGCACUGGAACUUAUAAACACGCAUACACCCUCGCAUGAGUGUAUACAUGAGAGGCACAGUUCAUGACUUACACCACAGACGCAGACAACAUAAACACUAUUAGAACUGCUGAGGCUCCUCUGAACACGAGGCGAACUUUAACCACAAAGAAACAAAAUGAACGAAAAAUUAUUUUAAAAUGGCUCAAUUUGAUAAGUAUCUACCACCUGUCUCUGUGUGCUUUCUUAUCUUUUUCUCCCUUUCUUUAUCUUUGCCAGCUCUGAUUGAGUCUUACUAUAAUUUUGCAUACUGUGAGCUAAAGCGAGACCCGUGUGAAUAGAUACUGAUAAGCACCCUGCACUCUUAAACAUGUAUUUAUGCAAUAAAGAUCCCCUUUACAGAAUGUCUGUUUGCUUUUUGUGUUAACACUGCAUGUGCACGGCCUGGCUUUAAAAUAAAAUACUUUACAUUUAUCAAAGGUCCUUUCCUGCAGCUCUCACUGCAGCUUUCAACCACAGUCUUGGUGAGCUUUGCUCUGCUGCAGUCGACGUGGCUCAGUUGUAGCCACGUCUCCAAGAGACGUGCCAAGAAUAUCCUCUGGAUCGCCCAUAUACGUCUGACCACCUGUUAUCACAUGACCCAAGCGCCAUACCUAAAUGACAUGAUGACUCAUAGGUCACCUCCAUGACCACACACUCCAUCUGUUGAUGAAAACCCUUAGAUGUGGUUGAAGAGGGGCAAAGGGAAAUGCUUCCUGUCAUCUGACUGCUUUAACUGGGCUAUUAAUUUUUUUCUUACUUAACAGAUUUGUAUUGAGGUUCAACAUAUACUUUGAUGCUAAUUUAUGAUUGAUUCCUUUGUACACUUAAUAUGAAGCUACGCUGUCUGAAACUGAUUAGCUUAGCUUAGCAUUAAGACUGUAAACAGGAGGAAGCAGCGAGCCAGGAAACCAAAUCCACCUCCCAGCACAAGAAGAGUCUGCUCAGGAGAGGACAGUUUACCAUUUUUAUAGGAGAUUAUAAACCAGAUCAGACAAAUCUGAAUUUAGCCACUUGUUAGCGACCACCUUUUUUUUUUUUUAUAAAAACAUAAGAGCAUUGUAGUUCAAUUGUGGGACAAUUUAGUGGUGUGUUUUAUGUCAUAGAACAAAACAAAACAGAAUAUGGAAUGUGCAAACAAUGCCAAGUGAUUUCUGUUACCAUUCCUAGGUUUUGUUACCUCUAGACAUCCUCACUAUUCCCCAUUGUUUACAAUCUUAAUGGAAGUUAAGCUAAGCUAAGCUAAGCCAAGCUAAGCUAAGCUAAGCGGCUGCUGGUUGUAGCUCCCUUUAUACUUCACAGACAUAAGCGUAAUACUGCCUAGAUAUUCUUAACCAACUGUUUACUCAUUAUUUAUGCAAAGCUUAUCACCCGCUGGCUGCAGCUUCAUAUUUAUCACACAAGCUUGUUAGUAACAUCAAUCUUCUCACUUGACUCUUGACAGCAAAGCGAGGGAUACUUUCCAAAAUGUC
Acanthopagrus latus (yellowfin seabream) is the source of this 2412-nucleotide messenger RNA. It is a transcript of the gene myoz1b, whose product is annotated as myozenin 1b. Gene Ontology annotation, molecular function: actin binding; FATZ binding; telethonin binding. Gene Ontology annotation, cellular component: actin cytoskeleton; Z disc. The transcript is spliced from 6 exons. NCBI's taxonomy places the organism in Eukaryota, Metazoa, Chordata, Actinopteri, Spariformes, Sparidae. The record is from RefSeq and is a predicted model, not a curated record. The coding region runs from base 123 to 854 and encodes 243 amino acids.